CGUUCAACGCCACCAAACCCCAAAUGGGGUGGCUUGCCGCUGCAGAUGCGCAGCCCCGCCUCGUUGUCGUAAUUUUGAAAGAAAUCUUGGAGCUCGAUUUGUCCGCCAUGUGAGGCAGGUUUCCAAGAAAAAGCUGGUGACUUUGGGGGUGUCGGACACUUCUUUGGGGUUCAGCAUCACCUUGUUCACCGACUGGUCUCAGUCGCCUCUGAGGGGGAGUGUGUAUUCGCUGCUCUAGCACGCGUGCCCCUGAGGCCUCGGCGGUGGAAUCUGAGACUAGGCCGUGAAUCUGGCAGUUUCACCCCGGGGGUGGAUCCCAGUCCCUGGUGCAGCUCCACUCGCUGGACAGAACCUCCAGACAAUGUCCGCAAGUCCUGCUGGGCAGCGGGGCGACGUCCGCAGGGACCUCAGAUGAGCGCUUCUGAGCAUCCUGGUGAGCAGCCUCUUCCAGUGCUGGCUCCGUCUUCUCUCGGAUUUCAGAUACAGGUUUUUGCUCCGAUUCUGGCUCAGGAUCAGGCUUGGGUUCCUCUACUUCUUCCUCAGAUUCCUUCUGCGGGCCAGUGACAAAACCACCACACACCGUCUUGGUGUCUGAAGACAUCGUUGUGAAUGUAGAACUGAUUUGUGACAAAGCCCUCAGGAGCAUGCACAGACGUCUGCAUGAAGCUCCCCAGCGCCUGGUUGGAGAGCAGCCCCAUGGCCUGGACCAUCGCGCCGGCGUUCAGGGUCGGGUGAGCGUCCUCGUGGCGGAUCUGAAUGUGGCAGUUGGUGAAGUUCUGCAACAUCACUUUCCCGUGCAUCUCCUCCUGGCCGUCGGCGGCAUCUGCUGGCUUGCCUUUUCAAUCCAGUCCCCGAUGGACGUAGGAAGAGUUCUUUCCAUAAAAUCUGUGUAGCUGGUCUGCCUGCCUCAGCAGGAACACUGCCGCACAAAUUCCCAGCCAGCCAACAGGGACAGGACUGCCCGGUGAUUAUUGCUGUGGUCAGUUCAACCCUUUGGGUGAGGCCCAGAGGGCCACGUCGGGGGCUCCAGGGCGGAAAGCGAAAAGCCCUUAUGCCGCUGAGUGGGCACUUGGUGUCACUUUGAAUAACCACUCCCUACUCCCUACCAGUUGUCCCGGCUCUGCGGAAAAUGAUGUUCCAGGUGAUUAUGAAGCCCAGCCACAGUAGUGAUUUGGAAGCAGAAGAUAGAAAGAUGCAACUCGGAGAGCAACAAGAAAUGGAAAGCAUAAGAAGAUCUAUAAUCCAACUGUACCUCAAGACCUCCAAAAUACAUGGUAGCCUACAAACCUCAAUGACAAUGCAAUUUAUUAGUCAUCAGUUCCCUGACUACCAUGACCCCACUAUUGAAGAUGCUUAUAAGACCCAAGUAAGAAUUGAUAAUGAGCCGGCUUAUUUGGACAUCUUGGAUACUGCUGGACAGGCAGAAUUCACAGCCAUGCGGGAGCAGUACAUGAGAGGUGGGGAAGGUUUCAUUAUCUGCUACUCUGUCACUGACCGCCAAUCAUUCCAAGAGGCCGCCAAGUUCAAAGAGCUCAUUUUUCAGGUCCGCCACACCUAUGAAAUUCCCCUGGUGCUGGUGGGUAACAAAAUUGACCUGGAACAGUUCCGCCAGGUCUCUACAGAAGAAGGCUUGAGCCUGGCCCGAGAAUACAACUGUGCUUUCUUUGAGACUUCUGCAGCCCUCAGAUUCUGCAUUGAUGAUGCCUUUCACGGUUUAGUGAGGGAAAUCCGCAAGAAAGAGUCCAUGCUAUCUUCGAUGGAAAAGAAACUGAAGAGAAAAGACAGCCUGUGGAAGAAGUUAAAAGGCUCAUUGAAGAAGAAGAGAGAAAACAUGACAUGAUACCCUUGCUGCUUAAUCCCUUCCUCUCUCUGAGGUUUAUCAGUUGGACAAUUCCAGAUGUUGUAUUCUGUUUCAAUAGUCUGCCUCUCGCUUUCUUUAAAUACCUGCCUAUAGGUAAAAAUGUGUGUACCUGUACCUCUUGGGAUGGCUUUGUUUUGCCCUUAACAGUUGGAUGGAUUUUGUCAAUCAGCUGGAUAUGCUGUUUAGUUUUUACAAUAUAUUACUAAAUAAAAUUGACAUUCCAAUUGCCUCA
Messenger RNA from Talpa occidentalis (Iberian mole), 2093 nucleotides. RefSeq names its product Ras like without CAAX 2 (gene RIT2). Lineage: Eukaryota; Metazoa; Chordata; Mammalia; Eulipotyphla; Talpidae. The transcript is spliced from 8 exons. Gene Ontology annotation, molecular function: calmodulin binding; GTP binding; GTPase activity. Bases 1130 to 1840 code for a protein of 236 amino acids. The record is from RefSeq and is a predicted model, not a curated record. Gene Ontology annotation, biological process: Ras protein signal transduction; positive regulation of neuron projection development. Gene Ontology annotation, cellular component: plasma membrane.